UGUAGGCAGUUAUUUCAUUAAUUUGCUUUAAUGUGCCUCGAAACUUGCGAAUCUCAUAUUCAUUACGUCAGUUGGUGCCAUUAGAAAGGUUUCCCUGUAGUGCAGUCCCGCUAUCCAGAGAUUACACAACUGCAGACGGCACGCAAGUGCGAGCAAGUGAAACUCGGGCAGACAGCGUUUAGUCUCACAGUAAAGCUAACUUAGCAGUCCAUCUUUGCCAGUAAAUCAGUCGUAAUAGAUCUUUAAUUCCUCAAUGCACAUCGUAACGCCUGGAUGUCCUGGAAGGAUAGCAUAUUACUAUGCACAAACCAUUGCAUACAUGGAUUAAUCGGGUUCUGCCACUUUUUGAAGGACUGUUAAUGUUACUACACGAUGACUUGUUUUCCAAAAUUGGCGAUUUUACUUUUCUACCUGAUUGUUGUCGGAGAAGCCAGCAAGGAAAAAAGUAGUAGACUGAGACGGUGGCUUGGAGCAGCGGAACCUCACAAGCAUGGCACCCUUCUGUCAAAAAAGAUGGUUGAUGGAACCAAGAACCGCAAAGUCAAAACGGAUCAGCUACUUCGAGUGGACGACCAUGAUUUUACCAUGAGACCAGCUUUUGCAGGUCCUGCUGUGCCCGUGGGGGUCGAUGUUCAGGUGGAGAGUUUGGACAGUAUUUCUGAAGUAGACAUGGACUUCACCAUGACCCUGUACCUGCGGCACUACUGGAAAGAUGAGCGCCUGUCCUUCCCCAGCACAACAAACAAGAGCAUGACCUUUGAUGGACGACUAGUGAAGAAGAUUUGGGUGCCUGAUGUGUUCUUUGUCCACUCUAAGAGGUCCUUCAUCCAUGACACUACCACAGACAAUAUUAUGCUGAGAGUUUACCCCGAUGGCCAUGUCCUCUACAGCCUGAGGGUGACCGUAACAGCUGCCUGUAACAUGGACUUCAGUCGAUUCCCUCUGGAUUCCCAGACGUGUACACUGGAGCUCGAGAGCUAUGCCUACACAGAUGAAGACCUCAUGCUCUACUGGAAGAGUGGCAACGACUCUCUGAGCACAGACGACAAGAUCUCUCUGUCUCAGUUUCUCAUCCAACAGUUCCACACCACGUCCAGGCUUGCCUUCUACAGCAGUACAGGCUGGUACAAUCGCCUGUUCAUCAACUUCACCUUGCGUCGUCACAUCUUCUUCUUCCUGCUCCAGACCUACUUCCCUGCCACCCUAAUGGUCAUGUUAUCGUGGGUGUCCUUCUGGAUCGACCGACGGGCAGUCCCCGCCAGAGUGUCUUUAGGAAUCACCACGGUGCUCACGAUGUCCACCAUCAUCACUGGAGUGAACGCCUCAAUGCCUCGGGUCUCCUACAUCAAAGCUGUGGACAUUUACCUGUGGGUCAGCUUUGUGUUUGUGUUUCUGUCUGUACUUGAGUAUGCGGCUGUCAACUACCUGACUACGGUGAAGGACGGAAAAGACCGGAAGCUAAGAGAGAAGGCCAAGCAACAGCAGUCCCUACCAUGUAGCUGUGGCAUGUCCCACACCAGGACCAUGAUGCUGGACGGGACCUACAGCGAGGCCGACACCAACAGCCUGGCGGGCUACACCAGAGCCCCCAAUAUGGCUGAAGACCCCCCAGAGAAGCAGGAGCGAAUGGUGGUUCACCUUUCCCUGGACAAUGAAUACACUGGAACAAAGAAAAAGAGAUUUCGGAGCUUCCGUAUCAUUCAGAAUACCCAUGCCAUCGACACCUUGUCCCGCAUGAUAUUCCCCGGAGCCUAUAUCAUCUUUAACCUCAUUUACUGGUGUGUGUACUGCUAGGCCUUGUUCUGGAUCAAGGUUCAAAAGGUGUUGGGACCACCAACCAUUGCUUAGGUGACUGUAUGUAAAGAGUAUCUGCAAAUGAGAAAUGCACAAGCUUAUGGAAAGAUGUUCAAACUGAGCACCUUAAACAGCACACAACAUGACAUAUCCAAGGCGACAGAAAUAAGCAUUCAAUAUGGUUUAUUAUUACUGAAUUGUAAACUUCUGUAAUAGAUGAGCUAAUUGGAGCAAAUUAUUUGAUUUUAUUUUUCAAG
Messenger RNA from Clupea harengus (Atlantic herring), 2051 nucleotides. RefSeq names its product gamma-aminobutyric acid receptor subunit rho-2-like. Lineage: Eukaryota; Metazoa; Chordata; Actinopteri; Clupeiformes; Clupeidae. Gene Ontology annotation, molecular function: extracellular ligand-gated monoatomic ion channel activity; transmembrane signaling receptor activity. Gene Ontology annotation, biological process: monoatomic ion transmembrane transport. Gene Ontology annotation, cellular component: membrane. The record is from RefSeq and is a predicted model, not a curated record.